UAUGGGAAUUUGUUUCUCAAAACAAAAUGUUAUCAUUCCUGCAAUAUAUAAUCCAGAUAUUGAAAAACAACUCACUGAUGUUCAUAAUGCUCUUAAAGGAGAGUUUAUGAGUAUGGGUUUUCCAACUAAUGUUACUCUACGUAUAGCAAAUACAGAAUGGUAUGAAUUGGAUUUCAAUGAUGAAAUGUUAAGAGCUCGAGCUUUAUUCCGUUGGUUAGCUUCAAUCAAUCUAGAUAAAAUAAAUUAUGAUAAGUUUGGAGCAAUCAAAAUGAGAUAUACUCUAUAUAGAGGAAUUCAUUUACAAGCAUAUUCAGUUUUGAGUAAACAUCAGCUUUUAGCUAGAACAGUAACUUUACAAGAAUUUGAGGAAAUGGCAUAUUUAAGACCUGCAUUUUUUGAGCAUAAGCUUGGAAUUAUUUCUCAUCCCAAGUGUACUGUUUUUGCUGAACAAUCCAGGAAUGAAAUUCUUAUUGGAACAGACAAAGAAUUCCCUGUAAUAUUUGCUUAUACUAUUUUUAUUAGUGAUGAGACUGUUUUAGAUACUGGUCUAGUACAAGAUAUAAAAAAAGAAACUAUAGAUCCAAGUUUAUAUAUAACCAUAUUUCAAACAAAUCAAAAACCUUCUAAUCAUUAG
This is a messenger RNA of Dimorphilus gyrociliatus, 634 nucleotides long. NCBI's taxonomy places the organism in Eukaryota, Metazoa, Annelida, Polychaeta, Dinophilidae. The record is from the annotation of a GenBank genome assembly.